Helobdella robusta is the source of this 336-nucleotide messenger RNA. RefSeq lists its product as hypothetical. The coding region runs from base 1 to 336 and encodes 111 amino acids. The record is from RefSeq and is a predicted model, not a curated record. The transcript has 3 exons. NCBI's taxonomy places the organism in Eukaryota, Metazoa, Annelida, Clitellata, Rhynchobdellida, Glossiphoniidae.
AUGAACAACAGUGUACACAAUUAUGGUUUGCGAGUUUUUCCAUUCCAUUUAAAAGUACUGGUAUCGAAUAUUGACAACAUCGACGAUAACCGUUGCACAACCCCAUUUAGAAUGAUCGGCGAUAAAGAUACCGACACCAAAAAAGAAUGUAACAGCAAAGCUAAUGAAGUCAUAGUCACAAGUUAUAGAAUAAAAUGUAACCAAUACACAAAUCCGGCUUGCGCAUCGGCUUCGGCAGUCACCGGAAAUUUCCCGGUGUCCCGUAGACCCAGCCCAAGCCUGCAGAUGCACAAAGGCUCCAAAAAUAACAAAAUCAUCUGGGGCAAGGAACGUUAA